CCUUGCUUACCCCAGCAAAGUGCCUUGCCAAAGUAGGUGCUCAGUAAAUGUUUACUGAACCAAGGAGACUAGAGGCCUUGCCUAGGGCAAGAAGAUCAAAUCAGCAGCAGCACAAGUUUACCCAGCAUUGUGAUUAUCUUCAGAACCAACAAUCGUCAUUUAUCCUCUAGUCACAGAGGUACAAUGGUGUCUGCAGCAUGUGGAGCGGCACUAAAUCCACCCUGUGUAAAACAGAACGUCCGCAAGUGCAUUUCUUCUCUGAGCUGAAAGACUUCUGGGGCAUUUUAACCUGCUAACGGCAAGAAGAAGGGUUCCCCACAUAGUUCCAAAGGUCUUCCACUUGCCACCAACACCAGAAGAAGUAAAAUGAUUGAACCCAUAGGGAAUCAGUAUGUUGUGGCCAGGCCAGUGUACUCUGCAAACGCUUUUGGAGAAGAACAUAAGAAGAAACACAGACAUCAUAAGACAUUUCUGGAUCAUCUCAAAUUGUGUUGUAGCUGUUCCACACAAAAGGCCAAGAGAAUUGCCCUCUCUUUGUUCCCCAUAGCAUCUUGGUUACCAGCAUAUCGACUGAAGGAAUGGCUUCUCAGUGACAUCGUUUCUGGUAUCAGCACAGGGCUGGUGGCUGUACUUCAAGGUUUAGCAUUUGCUCUGCUGGUCACCAUCCCCCCAAGAUAUGGGUUGUAUGCAGCCUUUUUCCCAGUCAUAAUCUACUUUUUCUUGGGUACUUCUAAACACAUAUCUGUAGGACCAUUUCCAGUCCUGAGUAUGAUGGUGGGAGCAGUAGUUACAAAAGUAGCCUCAGAUGCCAGUACCACUAUGGACUUGUCCAAUAGCACAGUGAAUAACGAAUCAAUAUUGGAGCAGAAGAAACUAAUGGUGGCUACGACUGUCACGGUCCUUUCUGGAAUCAUCCAGCUGGCCCUGGGGGUUCUGCGGAUCGGAUUUGUAGUGAUAUACCUAUCUGAGUCUCUGAUCAGUGCCUUCACCACUGCUGCCGCCGUUCAUGUUUUGGUUUCCCAGCUCAAAUUCAUGUUGCAGCUGUCGGUUCCGGCUUUCACAGACCCAUUCUCGCUUUUCAAAGUACUAGAGUCUGUAUUCACCCAAAUAGAGAAGACUAACAUUGCAGACCUCGUGACAUCCCUGAUUAUCCUGUUUAUUGUAUUUGUGUUUAAAGAGAUAAAUCAGCGCUACAAGUCCAAACUUCCAGUGCCUAUUCCCAUCGAACUCAUCAUGACGGUGAUCGCAACAGGCGUAUCCUAUGGUUUUGACUUCGAGCACAGGUUUAAUGUGUCUGUGGUUGGGGAGAUGAAUACUGGAUUUGAGCCCCCUAUUACACCUGAUGUGCAGAUUUUCCAAGACACCAUAGGAGACAGCUUCGGCAUUGCAAUUGUGGGUUUUGCGGUGGCCUUUUCUGUUGCCAGCGUCUAUUCCCUCAAGUACGAUUAUCCAAUUGAUGGCAAUCAGGAGUUAAUAGCUUUGGGAUUGAGUAACAUAUUCACUGGAUCAUUCAGAGGCUUUGCAGGGAGUACCGCCCUCUCCAGAUCGGGGGUUCAGGAGAGUACAGGAGGCAAAACGCAGGUUGCUGGACUCCUCUCUGCUGUCAUUGUGUUGAUUGUCAUUGUGGCCAUUGCCUUUCUUUUGGCACCACUUCAAAAGUCUGUCCUGGCAGCUUUGGCCCUUGGAAACUUAAAAGGAAUGCUGAUGCAGUUUGCUGAAAUAGGCAGAUUGUGGCGAAAGGAUAAAUAUGAUUGUUUAAUUUGGAUCAUGACCUUCAUCUUUGCCAUUGUUCUGGGACUUGGGUUAGGCCUGGCAGCAAGUGUGGCAUUUCAGCUCCUAACCAUUGUGUUCAGGACCCAAUUUCCAAAAUGUAGUACGCUGGCUAAUAUUGGAAGGAGCAACAUCUAUAAGAACAAAAAAGACUAUUCUGAUAUGUAUGAACCGGAAGGAGUGAAAAUUUUCAGAUGUCCAUCUCCAAUCUACUUUGCAAACAUCAGUUUCUUUAAGCAGAAACUUAUUGAUGCUGUUGGCUUCAGUCCACUUCGAAUUCUACGCAAACGCAAUAAAGCUUUGAAGAAAAUUCGAAAACUGCAGAAGAAAGGCCUGCUCCAAGUGACACCGAAAGGAUUUAUAUGCACUGCUGAUGGUUUAAAAGAUUCUGAUGAAGAGUUAGACAACAAUCGGAUAGAAGAAUUAGAUCAGCCCAUCAACACCACCGAUCUGCCCUUCCAGAUAGACUGGAAUGCUAAUCUUCCUCUCAACAUUAUGGUCCCCAAAAUCAGCCUCCACAGUCUCAUUCUCGAUUUUUCAGCAGUGUCCUUUCUCGAUGUUUCUUCAAUGAGGGGUCUCAAAACGAUUUUACAAGAAUUUAUCAGGAUCAAUGUAGAUGUGUAUAUUGUUGGAACUGAUGAUGACUUCAUUGAGAAGCUUGCUCGUUGUGAAUUUUUUGAUGAUGAAGUCAAGGACUCAAUAUUUUUCUUAACGAUUCAUGAUGCUGUUUUGCAUAUUUUGAUGAAGAAGGAUUAUAGUGCUUCAAAGCUUAAUUUCAGUCAGGAGAAAGACAAGAAAUUUGAUUUUACCAUAAAUACAAAUGGAGGAUUGCGUUAUAGGGAAUAUCAGGUACCACUUGAAACAAAAUUCUAAUCAAAAUAUAAUUCAGAAGGACCCUCAUCUGACUGUCACAUAAAGAACAACUUUAUACCCAAAAAGUUAUCAAUAAGUUCAUACAUUGUAUGAAAAAUAUUUUUAUUUGACAGAAUUAUGUUUCAAACUUUGGAACGAGAUUGUUCUAGCAUGGUAUAUUUUUCACAUAUCUAGUAUGAAAUUAUGUAAAUAACUUAAUUUUAUACCUUGUAGAUUUAUCAAAGGAAAAUUAUUUUGUAUAUAUGUAUUUUUGUAGCAUUGUCAGAUUUCAAGUCACAACUUUUAUGCUUUGCAGUGUAUUUAUACCACUGCUUUGAAUCUCAUAAUUUAUACAGGUCAUGCUAAUAUCUCUCCAUUUAAAAAAAUUCAGUUGUACAGCAAAUGCGUCAUUUUAUUAAAUUUGUUAUAAGCUUUCUGAUACAUGCUUGCCGUGGGUCCCUUUUAUAGUGAUCUGAAUAGAGAACUGUUACAUGAGAAUCUUAACAAAACCCCUAUAAUGAGAUUUCUUUGCUCAGAUUUUAAGACUACUCCAGCUUUUAAAAAUAUCUAACCUACUAUCCAGAGUGACACAAUCCUUUUAAAGUCAUAUGUGUAAAUAUCAUUAACUUUUGAGGCAAAUCCUUAUUUUCCCCUUCUUACUAUGAAAAAUGUAUAGGCUAAUAUGGGCUAUAAAAUCACAAAGCAAGGUGAAAAAAGAGAAACCAUGAUGGAAAGUCAAUUUGUCCUGGCCUCAAUGGGAAGAAAACAUGGUAGAAAAAGGAAUGACUCUUUUUUUCACUGCUGGUCAUUGUAACUUACAGGGCAGAAUAACAUCUCCAGAGCUCAAUUUCACUGGAGAAUGAGAUUCAGUACCUAUGUUUCUUUCUCACUGGCAUUGUUCCAAAUUCGUUGUCAAUGGGAAAAGUCAUCUCAAUUGUUUUAGACUUAGCUCUCAACAUUUAUUGUCAAAAUACUUUUAUCCUUUGUUAACAGUGUCUUAUACUGAGUGGGUUUGUUUACUGGACUUAAGCCCAAACAGAGAAGGGCAUAAGAAAAGUUAUUUACAUAGCUGAUCUUAAAUCAAACUAUAAUAUCAGCACUCUUUACAGUAUUUCUUAAACAGUUUGAAUCAUGAACACCUUAUACAGUCUCAUGCACCUUGUGAAUUUUAGGGAAAAAAUAUAUACACAUAUGUAUGUAUGCCCUACAAACCUCAAGAGUAAGAGUUUUUCCUUGAUAUAGGGUAUAGACUAGAAAUUGAAAACAGGAAUCUAUUUUAGUGGUCAUUUGACUUGGGUGGAGGACAAAAGCUUUAUAUACGUUGUGUCUUCUCAGGCCUGGUGCCCUCCACAUUCUUGCCAACCAAGAUCACAGGUAACAGGCACAGGCGCUCCAGUUCUCACACCCAUAUCACCAUACAUUCAAUCUUUAUAUCCUCACCUGAAGUUUCUUUUCUUCUAGGUCUCUAAGGUGGAUGUGCUUUGAGUAGUAGGAACACGUGGGCCUGAGCCUCUACUUAGCAAACAGUAGAAUUUAUUUACUUGUACAGAAAUCUAAUCCCUGAUUUAGGAUGAGGUUAGGAGAUCAUGUUGCAAGAUAGAAAUAAAAUUAUGUAAACUAGAGGAAGAUGGAAGGAGAAAAUACAAGUGGAAGACAGGAUAAUCCUGGGGAUACACAAACACAUUACUAAAAUUAAGAAAGGUUGAGCAGUUUGUCUUGAACAUCAUUUUAUGAUAAUUAAGCAUUUGAUACAUAUUCUUCAUAGUAAUUUGCACUUAGAAAUAUAAAUAAAAUGUUUUAAACAAAAGUCUGACUCUACACUGUAUGAACAAGAAUAGAAGAGGGAUUAUUGAUUCACUUUUUUAGUACUUCCUUCUGGAUUUCACCAUGUUGAAACUGAUCUGCUCCCCUUAUUGUGCUCUACCAGCAUACUUUCUGCUCCAUGAAUUACCACUCUUCAGGCUGCUCCAACUGACAAGUCUGUCAGGAAAUCCUAUUGACUAUGUAAACAUACAAUCAAUUAAUUCUCAAAACAGCCCUUACAAGCAGACACUAUGAUUACACUCACUUUGUAGAAAAGUAAAACAAGGCUCAACAAGGAUACGGCAACUAGUCUAAGGUAUAUAGUUGCAGAAACCUGCUCAGACAAUACAACUCCAAAACCCAGGUUUUUUAGUUAACAUUACCUCCCAAAGAAAAUGAAAACCUGUCUAACAACUAAUCUAUUUUAAGGCAGGACAUUUUUAAAUGUUAAAAAAAAAAAAAAAAAAAUCCUGGCCACUAUAAUGAAAAA
Sciurus carolinensis (gray squirrel) is the source of this 4915-nucleotide messenger RNA. RefSeq names its product solute carrier family 26 member 3 (gene Slc26a3). Gene Ontology annotation, cellular component: membrane. Gene Ontology annotation, molecular function: secondary active sulfate transmembrane transporter activity; oxalate transmembrane transporter activity; bicarbonate transmembrane transporter activity. The transcript is spliced from 21 exons. The record is from RefSeq and is a predicted model, not a curated record. Bases 367 to 2643 code for a protein of 758 amino acids. NCBI's taxonomy places the organism in Eukaryota, Metazoa, Chordata, Mammalia, Rodentia, Sciuridae. Gene Ontology annotation, biological process: transmembrane transport.